Messenger RNA from Mercenaria mercenaria, 6717 nucleotides. RefSeq names its product nucleoprotein TPR-like. The transcript is spliced from 9 exons. Gene Ontology annotation, biological process: regulation of DNA-templated transcription. Bases 158 to 5056 code for a protein of 1632 amino acids. NCBI's taxonomy places the organism in Eukaryota, Metazoa, Mollusca, Bivalvia, Venerida, Veneridae. Gene Ontology annotation, molecular function: RNA polymerase II cis-regulatory region sequence-specific DNA binding; DNA-binding transcription factor activity, RNA polymerase II-specific. The record is from RefSeq and is a predicted model, not a curated record.
GGUGACCGCCAUUUUUGCAAGUGAUUCUCCCACCAUUUUGAAUUUCACGCUAAAACUUUGAUCGGAAUUUUGACAAUACUAUAGAAGAAAUAUUUAUUAGCCGGCUAUAUUAUUGUCAACUAUGAGGUCAUAGACUGUGUAAAAGAAAGUAGAAAAGAUGCUUCCUCUCUUUAAGAAGUCCCACAUACAUUCCCGCACCAUUGAAGAUCUUAUAAAGACAGGGGCCAUCACUGGCGAAUAUGCUGAAGAAAACAAUAAACGCAAUGCUUUACGGCAGGCCAGUCUGCUUUACAGAAUCGUGGACGGAGAGCUGUUCAGACAUGGUACAGAGAGAGAGUAUCAGAAAUACGGUCUUCGUAUGGUGGUACAUGAUGACCAGCCUGAGAAAAAAGCAGAAAUUAUUGCCAAAUGCCAUGUGGAUAACAUAGGGAACCAUCUUGGGAUGAACAAUACGAUAAAGAAUGUCUGCGACACUUACUACUGGCAGGGUAUUUCAGCACAUGUGAAGAUGUACCUGAAACAGUGCAUUCAGUGCAAAAACAGGUCAAAAUUCACUGCAGAUGAGUGGCUUGAACUUGAGAGAAAAAAUAUUGACAAGAAGAAAGCACAAGCUCAAGUUUCUAAUGAGGCACAGCAAGAAAUAAAAAAUCUUGGACGUGUCAAGAAACCCACACCCCCCGAAACUUUCUUCAUUGUCAAUGCUGAAAGGAAAAUCGAUUUAGAAUCUGCAGAGGCUGAUGCCGGAAUAAUGAUCGAUUCCAAUAAUAUUGAGUAUGUUGUUGAAACAUUGGGACAGUCUGAUGGGGUAGAUUUAGAGGAGGUUUGUCAUGUUAUGAACGUACCCGAUAUCGUUCCCAUACCAGAACGUUUCCGGUCCAGAGAGAUUGAAGCUUUUAUCCGAGACGGUUCUUACCCAGAUGAUUUCACCUCAAAUAUGAAAUGUGGGCUAAGAGGUCCUGCUGCCCAGUAUAGAAUAAUUGACGAUGAAUUGUACCAUGAGGGAAAUAAGGUCGGAAGUAAGGGACUGAGACUAGUAAUUCAUGAUGAUCUUCCGGCACUAAAGGUGAAAGUUAUGGUUGAAUGUCACAUUGAUGAGGAUGGAUCACAUCAUGGCCUAAAUAAGACACUAAACAGGAUUGGAGAGAAGUACUACUGGACAGGGAUGUCCGUAGAUGUGAGAAAGUUUAUGGCACAUUGUAAAAUAUGCAGUGAACAGCGCGGCAAAAGAGCUAUGUAUGAUGGUAAAGAAUAUGAGGAAGAGGCUCAACAGGUGAAGUCGAGACAUUUGAAAAAAAUGAAUGAAGAAGAGCCAUCUGGUUCUAAUAUGCAACUUGCGGCUGUUCCAGUGAGUUAUGAUAGCACAGAUAUUGAGCCAGCUGAAGGUCUUGAACAAGAGGGUCAUCAAGUUAUAAGACUUAUUGGUCCAAAUAAAGAGGUCACAGAAAUAACUGUUGCAGUUGUGAACCAAGAGACUGUGACAGCGGAAAACACAAACCAAAUUAUGCAGGAAGGUGGAAAUGAUGAAGAGUAUUGUGUAGUGGCUGGAACUGUUUCAAAAGGACAGUCUCUGGUAACUAAGGAAAUGACAGAUGCUGUUGCACAAAUUGAAGCAGUUGAAGCUGCAAUGGAAAUGGCUGAGUUUAGAAAACAGCGAAUUGUCAAAACUGAACAGAUAAAGCAGGAAGAUCAAGUGGAAAAUUCUGAUAAUACUGAGGAACCUGAACAGUUUGUUGUAAAAAAUGAGCCAGACGGACAUGAUGAAUAUACAGAAACAGAAACUGAAGACAAGCAGGAUGAAGAAAACCAUACUGGGGAUGUGGCAGAUGAAACCAGAACAGCUGAAGCUGAAAAGGAAUUGACACAAGUGGAAGGUGAGAUGACGCAGAUAGAAACAGAAGAAGGUGUCCUUAACGUUCUUAUCAUCAAAGAAGGGGAAGAAGAGCAGCAGAAAGAAGCUGGUGGCAAAGCCAAAAUUAAUGCAGAAGGAAACCUAGAAUCAGAAGAAUCUGGCAAUAUUGUUGUACUAGGCUCGGGUGAAGAACAAACUUUGCAAGAGAUUGCAAGGCAAAAUGACAACCAAGUAAUGGACGUAACUGGUUCAGUUUCCUUUUACAAAGAUGUUAUAUACGUACCUGGCGUCUUGAAGACCAGAAUCAUUGAAAACUUUCUGAAGGUAGGAGCUGGAGCAGAGGGUUUCUCACAUUCCAAGUUGAUGGAGAUGUCUGAAAACUUUGAAAUAGUGGAUGACGUUCUGUAUAGACGACCCUCUCGUUACAAAGGCCGGCAAAUUGUCAUUCAUGAUGAUAAUCCAGAGGUGAAGUUGAAACUAGUAACAGAGCUCCAUCUGAAACGCAAUGGUACCCACUGCUCGGAGCUUAUAACACACCAGAAUGUGGCGUUCAAAUACUUCUGGGAAGAAAUGAAAUGGGAUAUACACCGCUGGUACCCGACAUGCAAGGUUUGUGUGAAUGAUAACGGAAUCGAGCGAAGAUCAAACAAGAGGAUUCUAAGUGUUGCAGAGCAGAAAAGAUUACUUGAAGAAAAACGAAGAGAAAAUCGUGUGUCUGGCACAGCCACUUUACGAUCCCGUGAUUUCAGAAAUAAAGUCAAACACAAAAUUCAUCAAAUAAAUAUUAUGGAGAAUCAAAGACAGCCACAUGUCAUCCAGAUUACAGGUUCUGGUUUGAAGAACAUGGAUGGGACUCGAAGUCAAGCAGAGUCCAAAGGUUGGGAACUUCCAAACGAGGAGUCAGAUGUGGAGAUUCACAUUCCUGAGGGUGGACAAGAUGGGAAAGCACAUGUUGUGAAAGUCAGGAAAAACCCAGGAUGGAAUGUUUUAUAUGACUUGUUGAUAUAUGCCACAUUAGAACAAGAGCAGCAUGUCAAAGAGAUGUACGCAGAGAAAGGCUGGGAAUAUAAUUUGGUAUCAUUAACGAAGGCAGUGGAUGAGGAAAACUUGAAUGAUGAUGAAGAUUACUAUUUGCUGACAAUGAAAGUUACUUCUAUUCAAGAGAAAGCUAUAAAGGACCUUUUCAAAACAAUGGGGCUAGCUAUAGAAGCCUCUGAUGAUUCAAAACACUUGAGCAAGUCAGUCUCAGAAAGGUUUGCACAAACUCAACCUCCAGCCUUGAAGGAAAGGGAACCAGUUUCAAAAAGGCCUGAAACCACUCAGAAACAGGCACAGGAACCAGUAAACAAGAAAGAAGUUCUUGUAAAGAAACAGGAAGCAGUUAUGAAAGGACAGAAACCAGCUGACCAGAUAGAGGAACCAGUGGUACAGGAACUGGAAGUAGAUAGCCAGAAUGAUGAAGUAGGAAGAGAAGCAACAAAGACAAGAACAGAAGAACUAGAAAAUCACUUGAAAGAAUUGCCAAUAGCAAAGCAGACAGCAGUACAAGCUCCUGUAAUACCAGUCCAUGCAGAACUUAGGAAAACGCAGAACAGGGAACAGUCUUUAAUUGAAACAACUGUCGUAAAGACAGCAACGAGAAAAAAGACAGACAGCAUUGAGUCACCUUCUGAGCCAAAAAUAAGAAAGAUUGACAAUACUGUAUCCCCUGUUGAACUGAAAGCAAGAAUGCCAGACAGUAGUGUGUCACCAGUAGCACAAUCAACGAGGACGAAUGCCAGCAUUGAGACAGCUGUCACACCAGUUGUUCAAAGUACACGAAAGGCAGCCAACUUAGAAUCACCAGUUAGACCACUGACAAAAAGGUCUACUAGCAUUGAGUCACCAAGUAAACCAGUAAUCAGAAAGACUGCAAAUGAUGAUUCACCAGUCACACCAAUUGUUGAUAAAACAGCAAUAAAGAGAAAGAUAAAUGAACCACCAGUAUCUGAGAGUCGAAGGUCGAGACGAGAAAUAAAAAAGCCAAGGAGGUUUAGCCCAGAUAGUUCACCUCCCAAAUCAGUAACUGUAAAGACUGAUCCAGAGAGUCCAAAGGCAGAUACUGUUGCUGAAGUGGUGGAGACUGUUGAUGAGAAUCAACUAGAAACCCCCAGGAGAACAAAAUCAAGAGGAAAGGCACUGACAGAAAGUACUGAAGUUGUUAGUUCCCCAAAGAAAAUUUUACUGGAGACCCCAAAAACAAGAAGCGCUAGAAACACAAGGGCCACACAGAAUUUUCCUGAAAAAGAUGUGUCAAAAAACAUUAGAUCGAAAGGCGAAUCACCAGAAGACCAAAAGGAGGAAGUAACGGAAGACCAAAAGACUGUAAAAGUGAAAGAGAAAGUCAAAGCUAAGGUUUCUGUUAUGAGUAAGGGUAGAAUACGAGUAAAGAAAGUUCCAAAAGAGCUCAGUAGUCAGAAUACUGCAGAUUCAAUACAUACAGAAAAUUUACAGGGAAAUAUAGAUGAAACAGAGAAAGAUGUAGAAAUGGAAGAUGAAGAAUUAAAUGAUGACAAGAAAAAAUCUGAAGGAAGCAAACAGAUUGAGAUUGUUGAGGAAGAUGGUGAUGAAGAUUUGGCAGAUAAGUUCGAUGAUGAUGAUGAUGAUGAUGAUGACUAUGACGAUGAUGAAAUGGAUGUUGAGGAAUCAGAAGACAUGAGAGUAAUCAUUCUGAAAGAUGAAAUUGAAAGUAUGGAAGCUGUUGAAGUAGAAAAAGGAUUUGCCUGUUCUCUUUGUGAUGCAAAAUUUCCGAAUAAAAGCAAGUGUGUUCAACAUGGACAGAAGAGUAAUUGUUACAAUAAAUGUGAACUAUGUGGUAAAUUAUACAAGAAAAAAGACCAGGAAGAAUAUAAGCACCAUGCAGAACAGCACAAGAAAAAUGAAAAAUUUCCUUGUACAACUUGCAAGAAGGUUUUCUUUAGUGAUGAGCAUUUGAAAAUUCAUUUACGGAGUCAUAAGAAAGAAAUGUUAACCAGCUGCACUUUGUGUAGAGAGAAGUUUUACACAUGGUUUCAUUAUGCCUCGCAUAUGGUGCAUAAACAUGGGGAGUGUAAUAUGUUUACAUGUGAUGUGUGUAGUGCUAAGUUUGCAAGUAUCAACUUUUUGAAGAGUGAAAUGAAAGUUGAUGGAAAGUUAUCCUACUUUAAAUGCAUCAUGUGUAGUAAUUAGUCAAUUAAAACUUAGUUAAACAAGGAUGAAAAGACAAAUGGCUAUAAAUUUCUGGGAAGCCUUAAUGGCAAAUAUAAAACCGUAAACCUUUUGCUACAGACUGCCUGUAACCUUGGAAGCCAUCUGGCUCAGAAAGCCACUUAUUUCAUGUAAAUUUUAUUCAAGAAUUUGCAGCAUAUUUAUACCUGUAGGUAAAGCCACUUGCAUAUAACAACUUGGCUCUUACAAGAUUGGUCUUUGUAGACAGGAUUUUUACUGACCAAUACCACCUUAUUUUGUUGGCCUUCUCAUCCCCUACAGCUAACUAAGUCACCUAUUUAGUGUUCAUUUUUAAUUCUUUUUUUGUUUCAGUCACAAAUAUUUUGAAGAUAAACAAAUCAGAUGAUAUUAGUCAGUGAAACUUAUUCUUUUAACUUAAAUAGACUUAUGAAGCUAUGAUCAUAGUACAUGAACAACUGCUGCUAGAGAAAAGAAUAAGAUUAAACUUGCAAAAAUUCAAAAUACUACUAUCUGACUUCUCUAAAAUUUAAUUGUUCACUAAUUUUCAAAGUUGCCUGACAAUUCACUGACCUUUAAAAAGAAAUCCAAACUUUUUAAGGUUGGUGGCAAUGCUGUGUACAAUUGUGUAAGAGCCAUUUCUAAAUUUGAUGGGUCUUUUCUGGGAGCGGACAGUCUGUCACAGUUAUCCACGUUCUUUAAAAAAUUCAAAAAUGCUUGUUUUAUUUAUAUGUUCUGAAACAAUACAACAUGUAAAAUUGAAUACUAAAAUGGAAGUAUUUAUUGAAAUUGAGUUUUUAUAUUUAUUAAGUACAUUCUACAAGUACAUCCUUUGUAUUUAUUGACUGCAGUUUUAACUGUAUCCAGACAGCUUGAGUUUAAUAAUGUAAUCUGUUUGCUUGAUGAGAUGAAGAACACAAAACAGUGAUCACUUUUUGAUUGUGGGGGAUUUUUUUAAGUUUCUAGAAAAUGUACACAGUAUUUGCAGGAACAUAAUUGCAGUACUGAGUAUAACAAAUAGGAUAUUUAUGGAAAAAUACAGUUUCUACCCAAAAAUUGUUUUGUGUUAUUGGCAUUGAUAUAAAAUUAAGACCUUUAACAAUAUACAUGCGUAAAAAGCAGAGUGGGCAAGUCUGUCCCUUAAAUUCUGUCAAAAGUGCUUUCAGUUUUUAUAAAUGUAUUCACAUGAUAGAAUUUUUCUCUGGAAUUAGCCCACGAGUAAAGUUGAACCUGACCUUUGAAAUUAAACUCUUAGAAUGGUUGGUACUUUCUUACUGAUACAUUGAAGAUGAAGGCUGUACAUAAACCAAUAUGCAAAAGCAGUACAUUCUGAGGCGCCUUUGGAUAUUGUUGGAAUUGUUUAUAACUUAUUUGUUCAUACUUUACAUUUGUUAUAAAUUCUGAAAAAUACUGGGUUAUUCAGUAAAACCUUGGUCUGGCCCAAUGAUCACAAAACAUCUUUUGCAAUUUAGAUAUAAAUGACACAUAAAUAAGGUUUCAUUAGCCAAGACUGAAAAUGUUUUGAGCACACCAGGCUAUGUUCUUUUUUUUCUCUGAUGUUGUAAAUGUAUGAAUAAUGCAUGUCCACAAAAUGGCAGGAUGUUACUGUUUUACUUGUUGGUCAUAUUUGAAUGAAGGGAUAAAUAAAAACUGUUACCAGUUCA